GUAAGACUACAAGCUCAAGGAGGGGGAGUAGCUUAGGGGCAGGGCGUUCACUUCUUGCCCUCAUUCCAGGUCCUGCUGAGCAUUCGAGAGACUAGAAGGGCCCAGUGGAGGAUAGGGGUGUCCUGGAGCCUCCAUGCUCCUCCCAUACCCGGGAUAUUAUUGCCCUGCCACCACCCGGCACGCCCCACACUCACUCGACCUGCAGUGUCGUGGGCUUAAUCUUCACCUCCACCUUGUAGGAGGAGCCGGUGAGCAGCUUGAUUGUGCGGUUCUGGCCAAAACGCUGCCCGUCCACCUUGAAGAAAACAGGGCCGUCGUUGGGCUGGAUGCGCAGCGCGAUGGAAAGGCGCACGAGUCCGGGGAAGCGUGUUUAAUACCUGGAAACCCAUGUGGGUUGUACUGUUAGAAGAUGGAAUUGAGUUUUAUAAAAAGAAAAGUGACAACAGCCCCAAGGGGAUGAUCCCGCUGAAAGGAAGUACUCUCACUAGCCCUUGUCAAGACUUUGGCAAACGGAUGUUUGUGUUAAAAAUCACUACAACCAAACAGCAGGACCACUUCUUCCAGGCAGCCUUCCUGGAGGAGAGAGACGCUUGGGUUCGGGAUAUCAAGAAAGCCAUUAAAUGCAUUGAAGGGGGCCAGAAGUUUGCAAGAAAAUCCACAAGACGGUCCAUUCGCCUGCCAGAGACAAUUGACUUGGGGGCUUUGUAUCUGUCUAUGAAAGACCCUGAAAAAGGAAUAAAGGAACUGAAUCUGGAGAAGGACAAGAAAGUUUUUAAUCACUGCCUCACAGGUAGUGGUGUCAUUGACUGGCUGGUUUCUAACAAGCUAGUUCGGAAUCGCCAGGAAGGCCUCAUGAUCUCCGCUUCCCUGCUCAGUGAAGGCUACCUGCAGCCUGCUGGAGAUCUGUCCAAGAAUGCAGCAGAUGGCAUAGCUGAAAACCCUUUCCUGGACAACCCUGAUGCUUUCUACUACUUUCCAGACAGUGGAUUCUUCUGUGAGGAGAACUCCAGUGAUGAUGAUGUCAUUCUGAGAGAAGAAUUCAGAGGGGUUAUCAUCAAGCAGGGAUGUUUACUGAAGCAGGGGCACCGGAGGAAAAACUGGAAAGUGAGAAAGUUCAUUCUGAGAGAAGACCCAGCCUACCUGCACUACUAUGACCCUGCUGGGGGUGAAGAUCCCCUGGGAGCAGUCCACUUGAGAGGCUGUGUGGUGACUUCAGUAGAGAGCAGUCACGAUGGUAAGAAGAGUGACGAAGAGAACCUCUUUGAGAUCAUCACAGCAGAUGAAGUUCAUUAUUACUUGCAGGCAGCCACUUCCAAGGAGCGUACUGAGUGGAUCAAAGCCAUCCAGGUGGCCUCACGGACUGGGAAAUGAGGACACUGAGAAUCACCGGGGAGAAUCUGACUGGCCAAGAUUCUACAACCAGUAUAACAGAGAUGGAAUUCAAGGCCAGACUUUGAACUUUGAGUCGGCAUUCUGCUUUGUCUUCACCUUCCUCACAUGCUUUUGGGGUGCAUCAUUUUAUGUAUUGUUUAUUUAAUAUUCACUGAAUCAAGAGUUCUCAAGCUUUGUGGGUCUGUUCCCCACACACCAGCACUAAAAUAAAACAAUAUUGUGCCUGUAUAACUUUCUAUGGGAAGUCUAGAGACCUUACAGAUAGUCCAGAAAGUCUCAAGGCUGGAGGAGGAUGAGGCCUUUCAUUCCUUUGUAUUCUGAGUUCUCCCUCCUGUUUUCUUCUCACCUGAAUAAAACAAUUACCAUGACACUUCACACCACACACAAGGCAUCAGCCUACAAGUGUCCAUUGCUCUUCUGCCCUUCUGCUCAAUGUCAUUUCUCCAAUGAAAAAGAAUGUCAGCUGAGUCCUUAGAAAAUCUGAGCCUGAGAUAGAGCAAGGAGGGAAUGAAAUGUAUUAAGAAGGGGAAAGAACGAUACUAAAAUAGACAAAAGUGCUAGGAAGUAGAGUUGGGUGAGGUAACUUCAAUGCAAGUUUAACUACGGGAUUGGCCUGGAAAGCAUAGCAAGGGGUCAUCUUCCCCCGACCAAACAGGGCAUCAGGUUCUCUGUCUUGUGUGGAGAAGUGACUCAAAGUGACAAUACAUUUAUGGUCUAAUGAACAGUAAUGUAUGCUCUCUCUAAUUGUUCAGAGUCUUAUAAGGAAAAAAGACAGAAAGAUCAGAGACAAGGGACUCUUGGAAAGAAGCAUAAGGAUGGACAUCUGGGAGUGGGUGUAAAGUGUGAGGAUGUGUGUGUCACAGUCUAAUAAUCCCAGAAGCUUCCAUCCCAAAUCACUUGGCCUGUAAUCACCAUAGCCCUAGCACAAAUGACACAUGAAUGGUUACCCAUAGGUAACCAUUGGUAUAUCACAGUGGUGGAUAUAGAGGUCAUAUACAGGGACAACAGCAUUGGCUUCAACUUUCCAACCUUAUUUAGCUAUUGCCACCUCUGAGUGUCCAGCACAUGACUAGUGAAGACCAGUGCUGAACACUGUGUGGUAUUCUUCAAGGAAAUGAACAAGUUAUUUGAUAAGUUGGCUGUAUUUCAUUCUGAAUACUUUGUCCUCACAAGAACAGAUGCUGAAUCUAGCUGUGGAUUUCUGUUUCUUAUUCAGAGUAUUCUAUUUAUAGACAAGGCUCCACAUACUAUAACGUUUAGUUAGAAAGUUAUUGUAGAUGGGAAAAGAAAAUAAACCCAUUUUUUAUGGGUCUAGCAUAUCCUUCAAUUCCUUAAUCCCUCAAUCACAUUAUUUCCCUGAGUUGCUGCCUAGCUCACCAGUUACCAAUUCUUAAUUCAUGUUAAGAACAUUCUUCUUGUAUAUUCAUAUUUCUGUGUUUAGAUCAGAACCCUACCAUUUACUGUGUAGAUCCCCUUCAAGAGCUUCCAAAUGGACUUCCAUACCCCAUAACUAUAUCCAAUCUACUUUAUAUAUAUUUAUCACUAAACUCUAUAUGAAAUAGAGGAACCUUAGAUAUAUAAUGUUGCUUACCUUCCAAACUUUAGCUCGUCUCCAAUGUUUCCAUUGCUUGUACCAUAGAAUCUAAAGUUGGUGAACUGUAAUGGUUAAUAAUGUUAACUUGACUAAACUGGGAGAUGCUUAAUGUGUAGGGUAUCAGUUUAGCACAUAUGUAAAUAUGCCUGUAAGGAGAAUUUUAAAAGAUAACUAAUUCAUGAUAGCUCUGACUAAGUGAAUGGAUAGUUUAAUCCAUUGGUAGAUUCAAGACUAUUAGGAGGUAGUGGAACUUUGCAAGUUGGAGGAAGAAUGUGGGUGUAUCCUUCCGCAGGUAUAUCUGGGCCUCUCCUGUUAUCACUCUGCAAUGACUCCUGUCUGCCUUAAUGUGCCCUGCCCUGGUUCACUACACUCAAUGACUGUGGUGGACUGAAACGCUUAAAUCUGUGAACUGAAAACAACUUCUUCUAAGUUAUUUCAGAUGGUCAUUUUGUCACAGCAUCAAACAAAGCACAUAAACUCGUACAUAAGCAAGGGGUGUCCUUGUUGGUCAAACAUUAAUUUUCAUAAAAUUAUGAAAUAAUUUUAUGAGUAAGAUGGGAGUAAGAUGGGAAACUUAAUACAAUCUUAUAAUAAAACAGAAAAGUAAACAAAUAGCUGGACAGGCAAGACAUGUCCACUGGUGGCAUAGGGACAUUACUCGUAGGGGUGUAACCAAUGGCUUUCUCAUAGGAUCUGAGACCUACUCUCUGGAAGGAAGACAAUUCGUGUACUAUUGGUCAAAUGCCUGUGUCUAGGGAGGACAUAAGCCCGGUCAGGGAUGGUAUUUCUAUUGUUUUGCUAAAUACUCAUGUCCUGUCUAUCAAAUUGUCCUUGAAAAGACCUCUAGUUUCAUGAGUCCCAAAGCUAAGAAUGUCCUCAGAUAAAAUUAAAUGCCUACUUUGCUGUAAUCCUUAUAACCUAUCUGAUGUUUCUACCAAUGUAUUUGAAAAAAAAAAAUGCCUUGAUUUAGGACUUUGUUCUGUUACUGUGAAAAUGCAUGUAAGUGAUACAACACUGUAGCAGGGUUUUUGGGAAGCCUCAAUCUAUAUUCCCAAGCCAUAGUCACUCAUAUUUUGCUCUAGAAUAAACUCUAAACUUUUAUUCCUUUGAA
This is a messenger RNA of Mus caroli (Ryukyu mouse), 4097 nucleotides long. NCBI's taxonomy places the organism in Eukaryota, Metazoa, Chordata, Mammalia, Rodentia, Muridae. The record is from RefSeq and is a predicted model, not a curated record.